Messenger RNA from Dissoconium aciculare CBS 342.82, 1278 nucleotides. RefSeq lists its product as uncharacterized. The record is from RefSeq and is a predicted model, not a curated record. The transcript has a single exon. The coding region runs from base 207 to 1166 and encodes 319 amino acids. Lineage: Eukaryota; Fungi; Ascomycota; Dothideomycetes; Mycosphaerellales; Dissoconiaceae.
ACACCAGACACAAGCAGCGGUUGAGCCGUCCAUUGUGACUGGAAUGUGGUUCUCCAUCGACUCCUUUAUCAAGAGCAAAAUCUCCUCUCUCUCCGACGGAAGGUCCAUUGAACCCAGAUCCAAUCGCACCGUGAACUCCUCCUUCCAGUUUUGACAAAUUCCCUAACCCCAUUACGCACCCACGUACCACUGCAUAUCUCACCAGCAUGGAUCUGAAAUCUCGUCUUGCAAGCGACGAACUGGUACUGCCAAGCUCAUCAACCAUCCCAUCAACUCCACCACCAGCGACGCCGUCACUCCUCCCAUGGAGUGACGAAGAAGAACAAGACUGUCUUCACUGCCGCAUGGCGGGCGAUUCAUACAGCGAAGUCUGUGCCCAACUCAUCCGCCUUCAACAUCCUCUCCGUUCGGUCGAGGAAAUCCACGCCAAACUGGAAGAACUCGAAAAGGGUAGCAAUCACGCUCUGCAUGCCCAUCUCAAAGGCUUCGGCUGGAAAGGGGACGUCGUCGGCGUCAAAGCCCACCUCGAGAAACGCCGCAAGAAGGAACAAUUCUCCUCAUCGUCGUCACGACUCGAAUCAGAAUCGAAAUCAAGACUUCGCCCGACGAAACGUGCGCGCAUCUCAAGCCCACAACCUUCUAGCUCCCGCAUCACUCGAACGCUUAAACGCGAGCGCGAACGCGAAACUUCAAGCUCCCCACCACCGCGUAAAAUCAAGCGCGAAAGAUUCGAAAGCGAAUCUGACGUCGAAGAUAUCCCACGUCGCAAGGACCCCAUCGAAGGACACCACGCCUCAUGGGCGAUGUCGCACUUACUCGCGCCGGCCUCUCAAAUUCCCAGCACAACAACAGCAUCAACAACGAUACUGCCGCCAAAGACAUGGCGCAGCUUAAGCAAACAGCGCGAACUCCGGCCCGUGAUCCGCGAGCAACAACAACAACAGCCACUCAGCGGCAGCAGGUCUAUCCCCGACAACAUCAUCGCCGCACCUCCCUACGACGAAUCAUACACAACGACAUCAACAUCAACAUCAAAAUCAACAGCAUUAACGACCGCAGCGGAGAAGGAAGCGGAAGAUCCCUUCAACCUCCUCCUCGAGGAGUACGUCAACGACGAGGAUGUAUGGUGGCAGCCCCACCCGUCGCUGUUCUUCGUGGGUUUGUAGUCGACUAGAAAGAAAGGAGACAUGCAUGGGGAAGGAAGGAAGCGCGAGAUAAAAAAUUUCUGACGUGGUGCACGUGUCCAGGAAUGCCGGAUGAGAUGAGAUGGAGAUGGGA